Capsicum annuum is the source of this 378-nucleotide messenger RNA. The record is from the annotation of a RefSeq genome assembly. NCBI's taxonomy places the organism in Eukaryota, Viridiplantae, Streptophyta, Magnoliopsida, Solanales, Solanaceae.
AUGAAAGAUGGAGACAAGGGGCGAAGGAUAUUCAUGAUAUUCGGAAAGAUUUCUGUUCAUUCGCUCUGCUCGCAGAGCGGUAUACCGAAAAAAAGAGAGACUUGUCGGAAAUCGCCGGUUGGUUUUGUUUAUCCAACCAAGAAAGGCAUGGGGCUUUUGGGCAUGGUAACUAAACACUUAGUUAGCGUUAGCUUUUCUUUUGAUUUCGCCAACUCAGGUCUUUUAUUAACAUACGAUAUUAUUUUGCCAACUCACAGGUGUAAGCGCUAUAGUACAGUGUUGACUGGUGUGCUUUGGUGUAACCGGGGAGCUGGAACCAAAGAAAGACUGUACCCGGCGUCCCUUCCUCUCAUCAGGCAGCUAUCUCGAGCUCAUUGA